AUGGAUCAGUCCAACAAGGAGCACAGAAAGAAAAGCGAGAAGGCUACAGCCAAGAAGAAACUCCACACACAGGGCCACAAUGCUAAGGCAUUUGCCGUGGCAGCGCCAGGCAAAAUGGCGCGAAACAUGCUGCGUUCCAGCGACGUGAAUGAGCGGAAACUGCACGUUCCUAUGGUGGACCGUACCCCAGAGGACGAUCCUCCCCCGGUCAUUGUCGCCGUUGUGGGGCCUCCCGGAACCGGUAAGACUACACUUAUCAAGUCCUUGGUAAGAAGAAUGACCAAAUCAUCGCUCACUGAAAUCAACGGUCCUAUUACCGUGGUGUCGGGUAAAAGAAGAAGGCUCACAUUUAUCGAGUGUCCGGCUGACGAUCUCAACUCCAUGAUCGACGUGGCGAAAGUCGCCGACUUGGUUCUGCUAAUGAUGGACGGGAAUUUCGGGUUCGAAAUGGAGACCAUGGAAUUUCUGAACUUGGCUCAGCAUCAUGGUAUGCCUCGUGUUUUGGGUGUGGCCACCCAUCUUGAUCUUUUCAAGUCUCAAUCAACCCUAAGGGCUUCCAAGAAAAGAUUAAAGCACAGAUUCUGGACCGAAGUUUAUCAAGGUGCCAAGCUUUUCUAUCUUUCCGGUGUUAUCAACGGCCGUUAUCCCGACCGAGAAAUUUUGAACCUGUCGCGAUUCAUCUCCGUUAUGAAAUUCAGACCGUUAAAGUGGAGAAACGAACAUCCAUAUUUGAUGGCCGAUCGUAUAACCGAUAUUACCCACCCUGAACUUUUGGAGACCCAAGGUAAACAAAUUGACAGAAAAGUAGCCCUUUAUGGUUACCUGCAUGGUACAGCCCUGACAUCAGUAGCUGGAGCUCGGGUGCAUCUGGCAGGUAUUGGUGAUUACUCAAUAUCACAUGUAGAAAAGCUACCAGAUCCAUGUCCUACUCCGUAUUUUCAACAAAAGCAAGAAGAGUACGAAAGGGAAAGAAUGAAGGAGGAGGGAGUAGCUGGCACGGGAGCCCCUCGCAGACGUAAGAGACUCGACGAUAAACAGAAACUCAUUUACGCACCAAUGUCGGAUGUUGGUGGUGUACUUAUGGACAAAGAUGCCGUUUUUAUCGAUGUGGGCACUAAAAAUGGUGAGGGUGCUAGUUUUGUACCAGGUGAAGAAAAAGGUGAAGGUGAAAAACUAGUUACCAGUCUUCAAUCAGCUGAAAAGAGCAUUGGUGAAAGUUUCAAUGGUGUAGGCUUGCAACUAUUCAGCAAUGGACAAGAGCUUCAUGCCGCGGAUGAAGUGGCCGAUGAUCUAUCGGACGAAGAAAACGAGGCCUCAAAUGGCAAAAACGUUGGUAGAAAAUCUUUGAGAAAACCAAGGAUUUAUGGUAAGUCAGUUCAAGAAGACGACGCGGAAAUUGAUGGUUUAGCUUCUGACGACGAAGGUGACAACGAUGCGUUUGACGAUGAUGAAGAUCAUCAACGCCGCCUUGUUGAAAUUGAUUUCAACUCUGGGAAGGGCGAGUCUAUCGAACCUCAAACAGAUUCUGAGUUCGAGCUGUCUGAUCACGAAGAAGAUGUUUGGUCCAGAAGUACAGCUUCUAAAUUACAGGGAACAAAAAAUAGACGCAGAAAGUGGGACAUCGGAAAGCUCAUUUACAUGGAUAAUGUCAGCCCUUCAACUUGCAUCAAGAGGUGGAGGGGUGUUGAGGAUGAUGAUGAAAACGAUGAAAACGCUGACGACGAGGAAGAGGACUUUUUUAGCAAGAAGGACGGUGCGAUUACAAAUAAAUCGGAAGCUGACGAUGAUCUUGAGAAGUUCAAGCCUCAUUUUGAAACCUUCAAAAAUUUGAUGUCCAAAUGGUCGAAUUUUGACUCUAUCAAGAGUAGACUAGUCGGUACGUCGAGACCAACUUCAACCAAUAAGGAGACUGAAGGCGGUGAUGGGGAUGAAGAAGUCUACGGUGAUUUCGAAGACCUCGAAGAAGAAGAGGGUCAAGAAUCAGCAGGCGAUGACGUCGACGAGGACUCCAAACAGGAUUCGGACGAUAACGAUAGCGAAAAGUCAUUUGCCGAUUUUGAAGAAGAGGAGAAAUUGGACCUUACCGUGGAGCAAGAGAGAGAACAAAACGCAGCUAAAAAGGAAAACAUGCGUCUUCAAUUUGAAAUGGAAGAAGGCGAGAAUUUCAAGGAAGAUGACCCCAACAAUGAGUUCGAUACAUGGUAUGAACUUCAAAAGGCAAAAAUGGCGAAACAGUUAGAAAUCAAUGCUGCUGAACUUGAGAGCAUGACGCCAGAACAACGUCAAAAAAUAGAAGGUUUUAGAGCCGGUUCCUACGUCCGGGUUGUGUUUGACGGCCUUCCAAUGGAGUUUGUUGAAAACUUUGAUCCUAAGUACCCUGUUAUCAUGGGUGGUCUGCUACCAACAGAAUUAAAAUUUGGCAUAGUUAAAGCCAGAAUAAGAAGGCAUCGUUGGCACAAGAAAAUCCUGAAGACAAACGAUCCUCUCGUGCUAUCUUUGGGUUGGAGAAGAUUCCAAACCCUACCAAUUUACACAACUAGUGACUCCAGAACGAGAAACAGAAUGCUAAAGUAUACACCUGAGCAUUCGUAUUGUUCUGCUAGUUUCUAUGGUCCACUUUGCUCACCCAACACUACGUUUUGUGGUGUUCAAGUUGUCGCGAACAGUGAUACUACUGGAAAUUUCAGAAUUUCCGCUACAGGUAUUGUGGAAGAAAUUGAUGCCACUGUAGAAAUUGUUAAGAAGUUGAAACUUGUUGGUUAUCCUUACAAGAUCUUCAGAAAUACCGCUUUCAUUAAGGAUAUGUUUUCCAGUGCUAUGGAAGUUGCCAGGUUCGAGGGUGCUCAAAUAAAGACUGUCUCAGGCAUUCGUGGUGAAAUUAAGAGGGCUCUGUCGAAACCUGAGGGUCACUUCAGAGCUACCUUUGAGGACAAAAUUCUUUUGAGUGACACCAUUAUUUUGCGUAGUUGGUAUCCAGUCCACAUUAAGAAGUUUUACAACCCUGUCACAUCUCUACUUCUACAAAAUAAAUCUGAAUGGAAGGGGCUUAGACUAACCGGUCAAAUCAGAGCAGCCAUGAAUUUGGAAACACCAACAAACCCGGACAGUGCGUACAAGAAAGUCGAGCGGGUAGAGAGACAUUUCAAUGGUUUGAAGAUCCCAUCUUCUAUCCAGAAGACGUUGCCAUUCAAAUCUCAAAUUCACCAAAUGAAACCUCAGAAGAAAAAGACCUACAUGGCCAAGAGAGCGGUUGUCUUGGGGGGAGAGGAGAAGAAGUCUCGUUCGUUCAUGCAAAAGGUAUUCACGAUUUCCAACGCCAAGGAUGAGAAGAAGAAAGCAAAGAAGCAAGAUGAGAGAAAGGAAAGACUAAAGAAACUAGCGAAACUGGAGGAAAUAAAGAUAGAAAAGGACAAGGAGCGUAAGAAGAAAUAUUUCUCCGAAAACGGAAGAAAGAGACAACACGCUGAUGCAGGUGGCGAUUCGGGUUCCCACAAACGUAGGUAA
This is a messenger RNA of Lachancea nothofagi CBS 11611, 3504 nucleotides long. The record is from the annotation of a GenBank genome assembly. NCBI's taxonomy places the organism in Eukaryota, Fungi, Ascomycota, Saccharomycetes, Saccharomycetales, Saccharomycetaceae.